UCUGGGUUAGAAAACUGGAAAAUCGUGUGCUUUUAUCGGCUAAACAUGUGCUGAAAGACUAGGAUCCUAGGGAUUCUAAGAAUAUUAGCCUAAUGAUUUUUCUUUUCAAGAUAUUUAAUUGUGAUAAAUCACUUCAUGCCUGAGUAACUUGUGUCAUGUAAUUAUUUCUUUGAGCCUCUUCUAGUAAAUGGCAGCAAGGAUUCAUGGAGGUAGGUAAAUAUAGCACAUAUGACGCUAUUCGACCGGCAAUCAGCCCUUGUUGGCCCUAAUGCAGGGACGGGAUGGGUGCCAAGGACGGGAUAGCUAAGGCUCAUGUAGAUCAUGACGCGGGUAACGAUCUGCUCAUAUCCCAGUCAGUAGUACGCGUCAGAACUGCCCCUUUCCCUUUUUUCAAAAAUGUCUUUCAGGGCUUGAUUUUUACUGCGAUAUUCUAUUGUAGAAUUUUGGUAUGAAACAUCUUUUUCGGGAUUUUCGUUCGUUCAGAAUUUGAGGCUGAAGAGCUGGUACCUAUUAGAAUGGUUUAGCCAUUUUUUUCUCUUCGUUUCUCCACAACAUAGCUUUUUAGUUAUAACUAUGGCACUCGUUGGUAGCCCACGGGGUUUGCGAUCUCUUGUUCUUCCAAUUGGGCUUGUUACUCUUGCUCUUGUGUUGGUGGCUUUAUACCGUGGCAUAGGCGUCAGCGACAAUUUCCUACCGAACCUUCCCAUGAUCAAUGGUGGCGGACCUAAGCAAGCUGGCGCCCAUGAGAAUCACCGUCCGACAAACACUCACCCACCUCCUAAAUAUAAACCUACACCUACCUUUGCCGCGCCAUCCGUAAUCGACCCGUUUCCUCUCCUUUCCCAACCGACGACGACACCCCCUCCUAUACCAGAGUAUAAUAUUCCGCGGCCUGGUCUCCAUCGAGAGUAUGGCCUUUCGUAUACGCCACCUCUUUUCAUCGGCUUCACACGCCAAUGGCCGAUGCUCUUGCAAUGCGUGAUCAGCUAUCUCACAGCUGGUUGGCCUCCAGAGUCCAUCUUUGUCGUCGAGAAUACGGGCGUACAAGACUCCAAUGCUCAAGGCAAACUCAGCCUACAGAACCCGUUUUACCUCGACCACGCGGCGUUGCGCAAGCUCAGGGUCAACGUCAUACAGACCCCCGUUUUGUUAAGCUUCUCACAGAUGCAGAACUUUUUCCUGUCGACUGCCAAGGCUCGAUCGUGGCCGUACUAUUUCUAUUCGCAUCAAGACAUUUUAGUGUUUUCGUUCGAGGAUGGACCUGAUACGCUCGUCCGUCCUGGUGACAGAGAGUGGUUCUUUUAUAACGAGGAGGAUGAGGCGGACAUAAUGCGGCCCGCCGCAGCGGGUCAGGAAGGAUAUCGAACUAUUUACGAAAACUGUCUUCGUGAACUAAACCGGACGUUGGAAUCCGAGGAACGUUGGGCCUUCCGGUGGUUCCAAUAUGACCAUCUCACCCUAGUGAACCGAGCAGCGCUGGACGCUGUAGGCGGUUGGGAUUCGUUGAUGCCAUACUACGGCAGCGAUUGCGAUAUGAAUGCUAGGUUGGAGAUGGAUGGAUGGACCAUGCGACAUCGUCGUGUAGGCAUUAUUAACGACGUGUCGACAGUAUUGGAGGACCUCGCAGUUUUGUAUCGUGAUCCAAACGUCACCCCUAAGUUCAUUGAUCCGAACCCGGUGCCCAAGGUAGACGAGAAGCCCCAAGCGAAAGACAAGAAACCAUCAAAAGAAGAGCAAAGCAAGAAGACCGAGAAGAAUCAUAAGAAUGGUAAGAGAGACCAAGAGGCGCAGGAACAAGAUGAGGAGGUCAAUGGUACUGCCAGUAUAAGUGUGGCCAGGUCAGUGGAGUACUUCAGAGAGCUUGUUAAUGUCGGCAACGAUAUGGGAGCAUAUAAAUACCGCGACGAUAAGAAUGCUCGCAAUUCGUGGCAAAACAGCCAGCACGGAGGAGUAGGCGAGCCUUAUUAUUAUAACCCAGAAGGGUUCUCGACUUCGUUCUGGAUUCUGGCUGAAGCUGGCCGUGAGAUCUUUCGCCAGAAAUGGGGUCACCAAGACUGUGACUUGGUGGAGGGUACAGCCUUGAAGUUAGAAGAUCAGUGGCUCGUUGAGAAGGACUGGGAGGAAAAAUGAGGAAGCGUUGGUGGACCGUACGGGUUAAAGCGUAUAGCUGUCUUAGAGGCGUUCUGAUUUUUAGGACGGAUAGGAUAUUGCGAUGAUACCACCCUCUAGAUCAUAGAUAUCUAGCAGAAAAUUAGACGUAAUUACGUAUAUAUAAAAUAGUAAUGCCAUACCUCAAAUACUGUUGCUAUGGCUUUUUGUGAGUACACAUCUAAGGCUGGGGAGUCCUCGUCCACGGUACGAUCAGAGGGAAUCUUUUUGGGGGCAGUACAGUUGUAAUCUAAACUUAAAAUACCUAUGUAAAUCGGGCCGGAACUUGCUUUUAGCGAUAUGACGA
Molecule: messenger RNA, 2455 nt
Organism: Annulohypoxylon truncatum
Lineage: Eukaryota; Fungi; Ascomycota; Sordariomycetes; Xylariales; Hypoxylaceae
Exons: 1
Coding region: 574-2130 (518 amino acids)
Source: RefSeq, a predicted model, not a curated record